GCGGUUCAUGCAGCUGCAUAUGUAAUUGCUUGCUGCGACGAGUGACUUACCUCAUGCAUCGAGCAUUUAGAACUUGAAAUUCAGUUGGUGAAGGCUUGUUGUGGAGGAUGGAGCAGUCUGCACCGUUGGUGCCCUGAUCUGAAAGAUGUAGGAAGAGUGACCGCAGACAGUACCGUCACAAACUCAUCAAGAUGUCCCAUGGAACCUUAUCCCCUCCCUUCUUUGUCGCUCUGGCGACGAUGGCCAGCUGGACCAUUCUCUUCAUCAUGGGGCACAUUCGGGACUUGUUUAGGCGGCGAUAUAGUCCAGAGAGAAAGGGCUAUGCUCCUAUACGACAGGACUAUGAGGAUUUCUACACACGGCGCAUGUUCUACAGGAUACAUGACUGUUGGAACAGACCGAUCUGCAGCGCACCAGACUCUCACAUCGACGUCAUGGAGCGAACUGCCGUAUCUGGUCAGAAGCCCUUGACUUUGACCGGUCGAGUGAGGCGCUGCCUCAACCUGGGCUCAUACAACUACCUGGGCUUUGCAGCGUCAGACGAGUAUUGCACGCCGCGUGUGCAGGACGCCAUGAACUCAUAUGGAUGGGCCAUGUGCAGUUCCCGCCUUGAUGCAGGUACCACACCGGUGCAUCUGGAGUUGGAGGCAGCGGUGGCAGACUUUGUGGGGAAGGAGGCGGCGCUGACGUUCGGCAUGGGGUUUGCCACAAACAGCAUUGUGCUGCCUGCGCUCGUGGGCAAGGGCGGCCUCAUCAUCAGCGACUCUCUGAACCACGCCUCCAUUGUGGCUGGUUCCCGAGGCUCUGGGGCUAAGGUCAAGGUGUUUGCCCACAACGAUGUGGAGCAUCUGGAGUUGGUGCUGUGGAGGGCUAUAGCGGAGGGGCAGCCUCGCACGCGGCGGCCCUGGAAAAAGAUCCUGAUCGUGGUGGAGGGCGUGUACAGCAUGGAGGGGGAGUCUGCCAAGCUGGCAGCCAUUGUGGCCGUCAAGAAGAAGUACAAGGCGUACUUGUAUUUGGACGAGGCUCACAGCAUCGGGGCGCUGGGCAAGGGCGGCCGGGGGGUGUGCGAGGCGCAGGGCGUGGACCCAGCCGAUGUGGACAUCAUGAUGGGCACCUUCACCAAGUCCUUUGGCUCCUGCGGCGGCUACAUCGCCGGGGACAGGGACCUGAUCGCGUACCUGCGGAGCGUGGCGCCAGGGCACUACUAUGCGACGAGCAUGGCGCCGCCGGCAGCGCAGCAGAUCAUCGCCGCGCUGCAGGUGGUGAGCGGCCAGGACGGCACGGACCGCGGCUCGCGCAAGAUCGCGGCACUGCACGAGAAUAGCAACUACUUCCGCCGCCGCCUGCUGGACAUGGGCUGCAAUGUGCUCGGCGACUGGGACUCCCCAGUCAUGCCGCUGAUGCUGUUCAACCCGGGGAAGAUUGCGGCGACGUCGCGGCUGUGCUGGGAGCGCGGGGUGGCGCUCGUGGUGGUGGGCUUCCCGGCCACGCCGCUGCUGACGGCUCGCGCGCGCAUCUGCAUCUCCGCCUCCCACACCCGCAAGGACCUCGACUACGCCCUCGAGGUGCUGAGUGAGGCAUGCGAUCUGGUGAUGACAAAGUACAACGCCAGCAAGACAAUGCUGUCACACGGAGCGCAGGUCAUUAUGAAUGGCCACUGACGGAAUCUGCCGAGCGUAUAUACGGUACAUAUAUCUGUUCCAGCCACCAGCAUUGUUUAGCAGCAUUGCAGUAAUCUGUGAUCAGCUGGGCUCAUUCAGCCGGCCUUGCAGCUGCGGAUGAAGCGCUUCUGCCGUGAUGUUUGGGGUGUUUGCCCCUGAUACUUUUAUACGUUGCAAUGCUCAAGGACAGACUUGAGCAGAGUGACGUGCUGGUAGGCACAAAUAAUGGAAGAGCGCCAUGGCUAGCCAGCGCUGAUACCAUGUGCCUGUAGACAAUUUGAUAUGCCACACAUGUGGGACUUUCUUUCCUGGGAGGUUGUUAUUUGACACGCUCGCUUCCAAGGGCAUUGACAAAGGUUUGUGGAUGAAUACUGCUUUCCAAGCAAGCUAUAUUACUGAUGUGCCAUCAAGAAUGUGGGCUCUGCAGCUAGUCCUGACCCCGCUGCCCAGUGCUGGUGGGACACUUGUGGGCGGCACCAGCCAGAUAUUGGUAGAUGGUUGCUUGCCAAGUGGGUGUCACCACCAUGAUGAGAGUUGCAGGUGAAUAUAUACCUAGGCCGCCGGGGUUCAUCCGUCGCACACUGAUAACGUGCUAUCUGUAAGACACCCAGGUCUCUGAC
Molecule: messenger RNA, 2281 nt
Organism: Coccomyxa subellipsoidea C-169
Lineage: Eukaryota; Viridiplantae; Chlorophyta; Trebouxiophyceae; Coccomyxaceae
Product: PLP-dependent transferase
Exons: 11
Coding region: 192-1661 (489 amino acids)
Biological process (GO): sphingosine biosynthetic process; ceramide biosynthetic process
Cellular component (GO): serine palmitoyltransferase complex
Molecular function (GO): pyridoxal phosphate binding; serine C-palmitoyltransferase activity
Source: RefSeq, a predicted model, not a curated record